This is a messenger RNA of Musa acuminata AAA Group (dessert banana), 2593 nucleotides long. RefSeq names its product protein spotted leaf 11. The record is from RefSeq and is a predicted model, not a curated record. Gene Ontology annotation, biological process: protein ubiquitination; cell surface receptor signaling pathway. Gene Ontology annotation, molecular function: protein binding; ubiquitin-protein transferase activity. NCBI's taxonomy places the organism in Eukaryota, Viridiplantae, Streptophyta, Magnoliopsida, Zingiberales, Musaceae. The transcript is spliced from 4 exons. Bases 260 to 2281 code for a protein of 673 amino acids.
CCAACUAUAGGGGCACCUCCUGCUGCGGCUACGCUCUUCAUCCCCUACCCUGCGACGCUCCCCCUCUACUCGCCUCGAAUGGGAAAAAGGCAGCUCCUUUUCCAGUCUCUUUCUGUGAUUUCCUCGAAGCAAUCUUAGACGCGGAGCAGGUCCGUCAAUCUUUCGUGGAAUUGAUCGCGGCGUUGAGAUCCCCGCAAAUCAGUUGCUGGAGUAGAGGUCGAUUCGUCGACCAGUUGGUGGAGAUAUAGAUAGAAGAGCGAUGGACGAAGGAGCCAACGAAGCGGCAGCUCCGGAAGUGCCAACGGCGGCGGGGAGGGUGGUGGAUAGGCUGGCGGAGGCGGUGGAGGAGAUCGCCGGCAUCUCCGACUACCGGAACGCUUACAAGAAGCAAUUUUGCAACCUCUCGCGGCGGAUCAAGCUGCUCGCGCCUAUGUUCGAGGAGCUCAAGGAGAGCAACGAUCCGAUUUCGAAGCCGGCGGUCGGCGCCCUGGAGAAGCUCAAUCGGGCCCUCGAUUCGGCCAAGGACCUCCUCCGGCUGGGGAGAGAAGGGAGCAAGAUUUUCCUGGUCUUGGAACGAGACAGAAUAAUGGAAAUGUUCCAAGUUGUUACAUUUCAACUGGAACAAGCUUUGGAUAAAAUUCCCUUUGAUGAGAUUGACAUAUCAGAUGAAGUAAAAGAACAGGUUGAACUUGUGCAUUCUCAGUUCAAAAGAGCCAAAGAACGGAUUGAUGCUACUGAUACUGAGCUGCACACUGAUCUAUUGUCCGUCUACAGUAUGAGUGCUGAUGCCAAAGUAGACUCUACAAUCCUACAGAGUUUGGCAGAAAAAUUACAGUUGAUGACCAUAUCAGAUCUCAAACAAGAAUCAAUUGCAUUGCAUGAGAUGGUGGUCUCCAGUGGCGGAGAUCCUGGAAAAAUUAUUGAAAAGAUGGUAAUGCUGCUAAAGAAGGUAAAGGAUUUUGUGCAGACACAGCAAUCAGAAAUGGGCACUCCAACAAAUCCUAGGGUUCUUCCAUCUCAUGGAACAACUAAAACACCUAUUAUUCCUGAUGACUUUCGCUGCCCUAUAUCCCUGGAGCUGAUGGGAGAUCCAGUUAUUGUGUCCACUGGACAGACUUAUGAACGGGGAUACAUCAAGAAAUGGCUGGAAGCAGGGCACAACACAUGCCCCAAGACACAACAGAAACUAUCCAGCACAUCAUUAACACCAAAUUACGUCCUUCGCAGCCUCAUAAUGCGGUGGUGUGAGGAAAAUGGGAUGGAACCACCCAAGCGCCCAGCUCAAACUGGCAAGCCUCCAUCAGAUUGCUCUGCAAGUGAACAUGCCAAAGUUGUUGAUCUUCUCCACAAGCUAUCAUCACAGAACCUUGAAGACCAACGAUCAGCUGCUGGUGAGCUUCGCCUUCUUGCCAAGAGAAAUGCUGACAAUAGGGUGUGCAUAGCUGAGGCUGGUGCUAUACCUGUUCUGGUGAGUUUGCUCGUUACCCAUGAUAUGCGCACACAGGAGCACGCCGUUACUGCACUUUUGAACCUCUCUAUCUUUGAGGAGAACAAGGGGAAGAUAAUCGUCUCUGGUGCUGUGCCCGGGAUAGUGCAUGUUCUUAAGAGGGGCAGUAUGGAAGCAAGGGAGAAUGCGGCAGCGACACUCUUCAGCCUCUCUGUGGUGGACAGGAAUAAAGUCAUAAUUGGCGAGUCGGGGGCAAUCCCCCCUCUUGUUUUGCUGCUAAGUGAAGGUAGUCAAAGAGGCAAAAAGGAUGCAGCAACUGCUCUCUUCAACCUGUGCAUUUACCAGGGGAACAAGGGAAAGGCUGUAAGGGCUGGGGUGAUUCAGACGCUGAUGGGGCUCUUGACAGAUCCAGAAGCUUCUAUGAUGGAUGAAGCGCUUGCUAUCAUGGCAAUACUCUCAAGUCAUCCCGAGGGAAAGGCAGCAAUCACGGCCGCAGAGGCACUGCCAGUGCUGAUAAAGGUGAUAAGAAGUGGAUCACCGAGAAACAAGGAAAACGCAGCAGCUGUUUUGGUGCAUCUCUGUAAUGGGGAGCAGCAGCAGCAACAUCUGGCUGAGUUGCAGGAACAGGGGAUGAUGGAACCAUUGUUUGCAAUGGUAGAGAGUGGCACUGACAGAGGCAAGAGGAAGGCUGCGCAGUUGCUCGAACGAAUGAACAGGUUUCUGGAUCAGCAGAAGGAAGCUCAUGUUCAAGCUAAGGCUCAGACUCGAGCUUGGAUACAGGGUCUGGUGGACAGGUCAAGAGAUACAACUGCGUCAGCUUCGACCGAUACAUAGCUGGUUUUUUAACAAAGGUGAAGUAACUUGCUGUUAUCUAAUUAUAAGACCGGAGGGGUGGAAGAUCACCUGCCUUGAAAAGUUAAUUGGCUUGUUAUUAUGUUUGAGUUGGGGAGAUAGGCUGGAUGCGUAUAAUCGCGACCGCCGUAAGCAGGAAAAUAGGUCAGAAAGUCCCGAAAGAGUUGUUUGUAACGUGUGCCAUGGUGAUAAUUUAAGGUAUCUCAUCCUCAAAUUUUACGGAGGAGCGGCAUCUGUUGGACGAGACACUAAGCUUUGAAAAUUUUCAGGCAUCAUGAUUCAUUAUUUAUUCUA